AUGCAUUGUCUCAUUGAUUUUCGUCUGGACACUUCACCAAACGCCCAGCAGUUGUCUAGAACCUGCCAGUCCGCUGAUGGUGGAUGGAAUGGCACUGAACCACUUGGACUAUUUCUGUUUCCUAUUUGCCUCUUAAACUCACCAGAUGAGACAUAUCUAAGACACUACAUUCGUCCCUUCACGAAAGGUCCCCUAAGGCCUCCUCAAAAGGGUGCCUUGACCUAUAUCAUUGCCCUUAUCGAGUCAUAA
Molecule: messenger RNA, 249 nt
Organism: Uncinocarpus reesii 1704
Lineage: Eukaryota; Fungi; Ascomycota; Eurotiomycetes; Onygenales; Onygenaceae
Exons: 2
Coding region: 1-249 (82 amino acids)
Source: RefSeq, a predicted model, not a curated record